CGGGCUCUGGGAAGUGAUUGCUCCCUGGCAGGUGCUGGCAAACUAAAGCACAUUCUUGGCCCCAGGAUACAGCUCUGGGAAACUGCCUUUGUCUCCUAGACUCUGACUCGGAGGAAGGCCAUGGAAGGGGAAGGGUUAAGAAACUUCAAGGAACUUCGAGCCAAAUUUCAAAAGUUUGAUGUGCCAUCUCUUCCAGGACCUAUUAAAUUCUCAGCAGGCGUUCCUCAAAAGGGUGAUAUUGGAAGCACACAAUCAACAAGAAUUUUGGCCAAUGGGAAACUCCUCUUGUCCAACCAAAAUCCGCUCCCACCAUGCUGUUCUAGUGUGGAACCCCAGCUUCUAAAACCCCAGGAAACAAAGUUAGCCCAGAGGGGUGAGAUUCAGAAAUGUUCGAAUUCCCCAGGACCUCCGGAAAGGUCUCCUGGUUCUGCAGUAAAUUCCCAGAAAACUUCUUUCCUGUUAGACAUGAGUCAGUCGAAUGCCGAGAUAACCAACAAAAGGAGAGUCGUGGUGAACAAGAGCUUCAAAGAUAAGCUCUGGAACUGGGAGAAGGUUUCAUCUCAGAAGAGUGAGUUGUCUUCAGCCUCUCUCCUUGCCAGUUGCGCACGCAGGGCCUUCCAUCUGGAGGAGGAGAAAAGCAGAGGGCUUCCUCCAAAGGAACCCAGGAGAAAGCUGGAAAUAAAAGGACCACAGACCCUGCCUUCCCAGAGGCACUUGAUGGCCCAAAGAGAAUCACUUGCCUCUCCUGAAGAUCCCACUUUUCUACUUGUUCAACAUGGCAGGAAGAGCCUAGAAAAUCCUCUUCCUGAGAGGAGCCCAGUGAGGGGCUCCUGCCAGCCUAUCUAUGAGAGUGAACUUGCCAACCAGGCCCCAGAAAAACAGCCAGUUGAUAGGCAUCACCAAUUUCUCAAAAUGAAACCACUGCCUUCCAUCAAGUCCCUGGGUCCUCCUCCCCCAAAGCCUCCGAAGCCCCCAGUCGUGAACCUCCAGGCCUUCCAGAGGCAGGCAGCUGCAAUUUCCAAGGCCCACAGGGAAGCAGCCGUAGAAGAGACCUGCCUGCCUCCAGAGAGUGCUGAAUUUGAAGAACCACAUAAUUAUGAGGCAACAAUUUCAUAUCUGAAACACUCUGGCAACUCCAUUAACCUGUGCACUGCAAAAGAAAUUGCUGAUUCAACUUACGAAGUCGAAAUUGAAGAACCCCGAAAGCCUUGGAAGAAUGGUCUCCAUCAAGAACUUCGCCCUAAACAUGAAGAUGAAGAUGAAGAUAAAAAGGAGAAGGAAAAAGAGCCACAUGAAUUGGAACCUCAAAAACCAGAAAAGGAUCUACCUUCAAGCCAUCUCUUCAAGGGGGCUGCCCGUGGAGGGAUGCGGGGAAGAAAGCAGGUGAUGAAAGUCCUCGGAGGCAGCAGGAGAAUGCUGCCCAGGAAGCAGGGCCCUGUGAGCGAUGCUGUCCAGACAAAGGCCUGGCCCCAAGACCCGAAGCUGGCCAGGCACUCCCUAGGCCACUGUGGGUAUGUGGAGGCCUUGGAGGUCACUACAGAAGCUCUAGGCAGCGGGGCCUGUAAGCCUCACUCCAUCUCAGAGGAGACCUAUGAUGAUGUUGAGUACCCCGGGAGAGCGGGACCACAGUCAGACCUCUGUAACUCAUUUGCUUCCGAUAAUGAAGAAAAUAGUGAAGAAGUAUAUGAAGAGGUCUAUAAAACAAAGAGCAACUACCCAGACAUAGAUUUAGAUGGAAAAGAAGCACUUAAAAGACUGCGGAAAUUCUUCAAGAAAGAAAAGGAUAGGUUUAAAAUGAAGAAAAACAAGUUGAAAGAAAACAUGAGUGCAUUUUCAAUUUCGAUGCCUGAUUUAGAACUUAGGUCUCAGGAAGUUAUUAUCUAUGAUAAUAUGGACAUAAAUGAAAAAGAGUCAAGAGAGGAAGAUAAACUAAAAACUUGGAAACCCAAGUUUUUGAUGGCAAAGGAAAAAAAAGAGAGAAAAGGUGCUGAAGAAUCAGAAAGAAAUUUCUUCAGAACCAAGAAGCAAAACUUAGAAAAGAUGAGAAUGGAAAAAGAAGAAAAACGUUUUCGAGAACAAUUUAAGUAUGACAAAGAGAUUACUGUCAUCAACACAGCAGUGGCAUGUUCCAGUAAUUCAAGAAAUGGAAUAUUCGAUUUGCCAAUAACCCCUGGAGAAGAACUGCAAGUCAUUGAUACCACUGAAGAAAAUCUAGUGAUUUGUCGCAAUUCCAAAGGCAAAUAUGGAUAUGUACUAAUUGAACAUCUAGAUUUCAAGAAUCAAGGCUGGUCACCUUAGGAAGAUCAAGCUCCAGUGGUCUAAUCUGAGACCUCAGUACUGCCUCACCUCAUGUUCAGUUCGCUGACGUCAAAUGGGAUGGUGGGAUCUGUGGAAAUGGAGAAGAGAAAAACAAAUCCUCCACCACAUUCAGAUGUUGGUUUUACUCCUAAAUGGUUAUCUUUCAAUGUCUAUGUCAGUAUCUGUUUCACUGCUGGCUCAAGAGAGUGUGAAACAGUGUGUGUUAGCAUUUGAGCAUUUAUUUAAUGAGCCAUAGCCAAAGUUGGAAAUCACGCCUUAUGGCACCUAGGCAGCUGUGCAGAUGGUUAGUUUGCUUCUAAUAUUAGUACACGACUGUUUAUAAUUUCUAGAAGAUGUUGUGCAUUUAAAUUGGGUGUAAUUCUGAAAAGUAAAUAGUGUAACCAAGGUCUUUAAAAUACUCAGAUUUAAAGCAUAAUCUUAAAAUGUAAUUAUGGCUCAGUCUAUAAGUGUCCUCCUUUAUCGAAAAUAUCAGACAAAUGCUGUUCAAUAUUGGCUUCUUUUGGGAAUAGGAUGCUGAAAAGUAAUUUAUUCCUAAAGGAAGGGCCUAAAUAUAUUUAACACAAUUUAAAUAAUAUACAUAUGCUGUCAAUUUAAAACAUCCUGUUGUCCAAAGAAAAAUAAUUCUACGCCUGAACACCGAGUCAAAUAGAAUUAAAGAAAAAAUAAAAGCUGUAAAUAACAUUCUAUUUUUACAUGCUGUGCACUGCCUAUCCAUGAGAUAAAUUCUACAGAGGCAUACAGCUGUUUUAAAAUAUGUUGGCAUUUUCAACACUGAACAAUUUUGCUCCAUUGUAUUUUUUUUUUUUUAAGAUUUAUUUAUUUGAGAGAGCAGACUCUGCGCUCAGCGUGGAGCAUGAUGCAGGCCUCUAUCUCAUAACCCCAAGAUCACUAUCUGACCUGAAGCCAGGAGUCAGAUGCUUAACCAACAAGCCACCCGGGCACCCCUUUGCUGUGUUCUUUAGCCUUCAAGGGUGUGAUGGAAUUGGUCCCAUGACCUCAUUCUUUAUACUGUGAGAUUUUUUAAAUUUUAUUUUAAAUUAACAUACAGUAUAUUACUUUCAGAAGCAGAGUUCAGUGACUCAUCAGUUGCAUGUAACACCCAGUGCUCAUUACAACACGUGCCCUCCUUAAUGCCAUCACCCCCCACACCUCCCCUCCAGCAAUUCUCAGUGUGUUUUCUAUAGUUAACAGUCUCUUACGGUUUGCUGUGAGACUGUUUUUUAAGCUUCUAGGUACUUACCAAUAAAAGCCAGGCAGCAGAAGUAUUCACACAUGAAAGGGGAAUAUGGCAGAAUACAAGAACUCUAGGCUCGUUUCAUCCCACGAAUACAUCAUCCUAAAUACCCCAGAAAUUGACCUGAAGACUGGCAGAACAAACGCCACAAUUAAAGGUAGAGAACAAGGUAGAAAGUACAGAAACACAGCUUGGGAGAGAAAUGGAUCAUGGCCGCUGUGGUGGGAAGGGAACCACAGUUGUCUGUUGUCAAAAAGGGCAAGAUGAAUUCCCAGAGAAAUUGGCUUGGAAUGGGAGUGGAGCCAAAUUCCAGCAGGGCUUAAAGCCUGGAGUUUUAAAGGUCAGUGUGCUUGGCUCUGAGACAGCAUGGAGGAUACUGAGGCUGCUCUUGGAGAAAAGAAGAGUGUGGAAACAGCCAUCUGAAGAGUAUCUGGGGCACACAGUAGGGAGGUUAGUUGCUUAGCUCUAAGCAUGUCUCAGUGAGACAGCAUUCAGGGCAAGACCCCUCCAGGAACAAAGGAACUGACAGGUGCCAUUUCCCUCCCCUCCCCUUCAGCAUAAGCACAGAGCCACCUGCAGGAACCAGCACAACUCAAUACUCACUACCUACCUUGCUUACACCAAGCCCCACCUACCCAAGCUCCGGAAGAACUACUUUUCCUAGUCCGCUCAGUAGGGUGGCAAGUCCCAUCCCCUAGAAGACCAGCCCAAACCCCUGGCAACACCCCAUCUCCCAACCUGGGAGUUUUGUGAGACUUCAAUUCCAGUGGCAACAGUGACAGGUCUCAUUUCUAGUUAAAAACACCACAUUCAGGCCAGGGCCACAGCCCACAAAAAGCAAAGAGAGCCUCUGCAGACAACUGGCCUGAAGAUAAAGCAGCCAGAGCUGUGGAGACACUCCCAGAAGUGCCAGGCCUGGAGAACAGGGGAUACUACACUGCAGGAUACUAUAGGACUUCAUAAAGCUAUUACCCUCAAGAAUAGGAGAUGUAGCUCACUUUCCUAACACAGAAACAGGUAUAGAGACUUAGGCAAAAUGAGAAGAAACAAGAAUUUGUCCCAAAGGAAAAAAAGGACAAGCCAUGGCUGGAAAUCUAAGCAAAACAGAUACAAGUAACAUGCCUGAUAGAGAAUUUAAAGCAACAAUCAUAAGGAUACUCACAGGACUUGAGAAAAGAGCGGAGGUUAUCAGUGAGACCUGUAACACAGCAGAGAUAAAGGACUCAAUAAAUGAAAUGAGAAAUAUGCUUGGUGGAAUGAACAGCAGGCUGGAGAAAGCACAGGAAUGAAUUAAUGACCUAGAAGACAGACUAUGGGAAAGUAAUCGAGCUGACUACAAGAAGAAUUAUACAGACUUAGGGAACUUAAUGACUCCAUCAAACAUAACAUUCAUAUUAUAGGCGUCACAGAAGAGAGAGAAAAGGGGGGUAGAGAAUUUAUUUGACAAAAUAGCUGAAAACAUCCCUAAUCUGGAGAAGGAAAUAGCCACAUCCAGGAGGCACAGAGAACCCCCAACAAAGCAGAUCUAUACCAAGACAUAUUGUAAUUAUAACUCUUAAAAGCAGCAAGGCAAAAGACUGUUAAAUACAAUGGAAACCCCAUGAGGCUAUCAGUGGAUUUUUCCGCAGAAACUUUGCAAACCAGAAGAGAGUGGCAUGAUAUUCAAAGUGCUGGAUGGGAAAAAUCAGCCAAGAAUACUCUAACCAGCAAGGCUAUCAUUCAGAAUACAGGAGAGAGAGUU
Zalophus californianus (California sea lion) is the source of this 5294-nucleotide messenger RNA. RefSeq names its product FYN binding protein 2 (gene FYB2). The record is from RefSeq and is a predicted model, not a curated record. Gene Ontology annotation, molecular function: protein binding. The transcript has 20 exons. Gene Ontology annotation, biological process: protein localization to plasma membrane; T cell receptor signaling pathway; integrin-mediated signaling pathway. Bases 121 to 2298 code for a protein of 725 amino acids. Lineage: Eukaryota; Metazoa; Chordata; Mammalia; Carnivora; Otariidae. Gene Ontology annotation, cellular component: plasma membrane.